AUGGCUCGCACAUCAAAGGACUGGUCAUCAAUUUUAUCCAUCAUAACUGGCCAAGCUACCAAAGGGAAGGAAGAAUUGUCUUUCUUCUCUAUUCCUGAGUACAAUGAGUGGAGAAAUAAUACAGACAACUGGAAAACGUUCAAGAUUAAGUACUACAAAGGAUUGGGUACUUCAACGUCAAAAGAGGCGAAGGAGUACUUUUCCGACAUGGUCCGCCAUCGUAUUCGUUUCAAAUAUGGUGGCGCAGAAGAUGAUACCGCUGUCGACAUGGCGUUUUCUAAGAAGAAGAUUGAGGAACGAAAAGACUGGCUGACUAAAUGGAUGGCUGAGAAAAAAGAGCGUCGCACCAGAGGAUUGGAAGAGGAGUAUCUUUACAACAAAGACACCCGCGCAGUUACAUUCAGUGAUUUCGUAAAUAAAGAGCUUGUGCUCUUCUCAAACACCGACAAUGAACGUUCAAUUCCGAGUCUUGUUGAUGGCUUUAAACCUGGUCAGAGAAAAGUGAUUUUCGCUUGUUUCAAGCGUGCCGAUAAAAGAGAAGUGAAAGUUGCUCAAUUGGCGGGUGCGGUAGGUGAACUAUCGGCAUACCACCAUGGUGAAGCAUCAUUAAUGGGUACCAUUAUCAAUUUAGCACAGGAUUUUGUUGGAUCAAAUAACAUUAAUCUGCUGCUCCCCAUCGGUCAGUUCGGUACUCGACUUCAAGGAGGAAAGGAUAGUGCCUCUCCUCGUUAUAUUUUCACUCAACUUAACCCGGUCUCGAGAACAAUCUUUCCAGUUUUUGAUGAUCACGUUUUACGUUUCCUCUUCGAAGAAAAUCAAAGAAUUGAACCAGAGUGGUACUGUCCUAUCAUACCUAUGGUAUUGGUUAAUGGAGCGUCAGGUAUUGGAACUGGAUGGUCCACUUCCAUUCACAAUUACAAUCCUAGAGAAAUUUGUGAGAAUAUGCGGAAAUUAAUCAGAGGAGAGCAGCCGAAGCCAAUGGCUCCUUGGUUCAAAGGAUUCCGUGGAACUAUUGAGCAACUUGAUCCUUCCCGCUAUGUCUGCUCUGGUGAAGUUGCAGUACUGAGCGAUGACACCAUUGAAAUUACGGAGCUUCCCAUCAAGACAUGGACCCAGACAUACAAAGAAUCAGUUUUGGAGCCAAUGCUUGAGUCGAGUGAUAAGAAGACACCUUUAAUAACCGACUUCAAAGAGUAUCAUACCGAUACUACUGUACGCUUUGUCAUCAAGUUAGCGGCCGGGAAGUUACGAGAGCUUGAGUCUGAGGGAUUGCACAAGGUGUUCAAACUGCAAACUGUGCUAAAUACAACAUCAAUGGUAUUGUUUGAUGCUGCUGGCUGCUUGCGCAAAUUCAACACCCCAGAAGAAAUUUGCGCUGAGUUCUUUGAAACUAGGAAAUUGAAAUAUAUUGAGAGAAAGGCGUUCAUGGAAGGAAUGCUGAAAGCCCAGUCAAAUCGGCUAACAAACCAGGCUCGAUUUAUCCUGGCCAAAAUCAAGGGAGAGAUUGUUAUGGAAAACAAGAAGAAAGCCGCUAUAGUGGAACAACUCAUUAAGAAAGGAUUUGAUCCGGACCCAGUGAAAAGAUGGAAAGAACUUCAGAAAAAGAAGGAGUUGGAGCAAAGCGGUGAAUACGAUGCGACUGAAGAAGAGGAACAGCUAGAGGUGGUUUUGUGUUAUAAAGUCCGUUUUUGAGU
Molecule: messenger RNA, 1694 nt
Organism: Strongylus vulgaris
Lineage: Eukaryota; Metazoa; Nematoda; Chromadorea; Rhabditida; Strongylidae
Source: the annotation of a GenBank genome assembly